AUGGUGCCCGACGAGCUGCCGAGGGGCUCCUCUUCCCCCCAGAUUGUUCAGAACACCUGUGAAGGCGCUGCUGACUUGGUUGGUGACGCUUCUGCCGGUGCUCCCCUGCAAGUGCAUUCCUCCGUUGGGGAUCAAACCGAACCACCGACAGCCCUGCAGAGUCUUGCUGAAGUCUCAGGAGAUACCAACACGCUGCAUGAAACAAGACCAGCAGCGAGAGGUGGCGUAGGGCAGGAUGCUAAGGAAGAAUACCCUAGUGGCCCAAGCUUGGGCAGAGAUGAAGAAGGUGAUGCAAAGGUAGAGUGCCAUGAAGCCGAUCCAGGAAAAUAUGCCUGCGGCGGCAUCCGGAUCCAUAUAUCAAGCGGUCUUGACGGGAUCAUGGGCAUGCUGGUGCGGAAGCAGAACCUGAAGCGAAUGGGUCUACUUGUGGGUGAAGGCUCAGAAUGCGCCUUGUGCCCAUUCAAAAGCUUUUCAAGGAAGGCCAUAUUACAGGAGAUAGGAAAGAGAGGGAAGGACUCGGACUGGACUGAACACAAGGCUCUCAUCAAGGCCUAUCCAUUAGAGGAUGUGCUGUUAGUACGAGAUGAUGCCGGAAGCUAUGGAUCAAAUUAUCUGAUGCCCUUCACUGAAAUAGCCUUCAGAGCAGUCCAAGAAGCAAUUAAGACAGCCAACGAUGACGCCGUCACAGCACGAGGAGAGGCGGAGUCGAGGAAGCGACAGGCGUUGGAAAUAGAAGCGAAAAAGCGGCUGAGGGACGAGAAUGCUGAUGUCCCUGUAACCCCUCGCGAGUGGCAGUCGGACACAGCGGAACUGACAGCAGCUGAGAUUGAAGGAAUGACAAUAAAAGCAAAAAGACUUCUAAUGAAACAAACGUUUCGCAAGAAGACAGGAGCCCUAAGAGCCCCUGCCCACUACCAGCCCUUUGCCGAUCGUGUUCUAUCCCUCAAGACUCCCAAAGUCAGUCUGCAAAGUUCAGCACUUGCCACUUCCUCCUUCGUUAAGCAGUUACCGAAUGCCCUCAUUUGUACCCCUCUUAGGACGCGAAAGCUUUCCAACCCUUUCCAGCGAAGUACCCAAUGCAGGUGCUUUAGAGCAAUUGCCUAUCGUACUCAUGAUGUUCAGGAUUCUCACUGCAUUGAUGUCAAGCAAGAACUUGACUUUGGUGUCCAAGCAGUCCCCUCAGUGACAGAUGCCUGGUCCCAGGCGGCAGGAGACGCAAUGAAGAAUGUGGAGAUACAGCAUGACUCAAAUGAUCUAACGCAGAAGGGAGCAGGCAUUCCAACUGCAGCAUCCCGCAAGAGCUUUCAGACUUUUUUCACUAAAGUGGCAACCAUGAUCGAGGAAGCUUUGCAGCACAACGAAACUGUAGACAUCCUUAAGCACGACUUGUCGCACAUGGAUGCCAACGCUGGCGAUGGAGCACAUCUGGAAACUGAAGAAGGGAUGAAAGAGGAAUUCACAUUCACCGACCUAUCCUACUCGAAGAACAAGCUUAUUUCGUUCGUCCAGUGGAUUCCUGAGUCACAAAAGCUGAUAGCGUGUGCGGCAAUGGACGCCUCUUCGUUUGAUGAGCGCGUGGAGGCUCCUGCUCGCUCUUCAAAGUCUGUAAUCCUUGUUUGGUCUCUUGAAAACCCGCUUGUUCCCCAGCAACUCUUUGUGGCUCCAUCUGGCGAGGCGUGUGGUUUUCGGCACUGCGUCGAGAGCUUUGCGGUGUUUAUAAAAGCCAACCAAAUACCACGCGUAGGAAUUUUGUGCGUCCAAGAUGAAUUGCAAUGUGGGAAGCGAGCUCCCUUAGAAUGCAGCAAAAUACCUCUGUCACCAUUAACACCUCCUAUUCUUCCUACCGGCCUGCGGUGUCUUUCCUUUUGCCCUUUCCCAAAACAAUCCUCAUUAAUUGCAGAUGCUACCCACACCGGGAAGCUUCAACCGGUGGUGGCUUCUUCAGCUAUUGAUUUCUCCCACAAGCGCCCGGUGCAGCACUUGGUGCCCCUUCCAUCGAAGUUAGAUUUCAGGCGUUCUCUUGCCAUUUACUUCAAUGCCCAAGCAGAAAAUGCCUUCUUUCUUUCAUGCGGGGCUGACGGAGGCGUAUAUGUAUGGGAUAUUACCGCUGCAGUUGCAGGUGCCGAUAACGCUGAAUUCCUAUGGAGGCCAGUACUCCAGUGUCAGCUGCGCAAGCAAGACCCAGGAACCGGCUACGAACUCAGAAGUGGUAGGGGCACGAUUGAUAAUGGAAAUAAGAUUUUUGAUAAAGUGCUUAAGGCAUUUUUGGCCGCCUUCUGGCCUUCAUGUUCCCACGUUGACCGCAGGGGGCACCGUUGGAUGCUGCCAGCUUAUCGUCAUCCCCAUGCCACCCCAGACUGUUUCGUCGGAAUUCUGGGCGGCUACGCCGAAGAAUUAAGAAGAAAAUGGGUGGAAAGUGUUCUCGAGACAUCCAACCGUAUUGCUUCACAGAAACCUAGGCCGCCUGCGUGCUAUUCGUGUGGCGUUUGGAGCCCUUCGCGACCAGGGGUUCUGUUUGUUGGGAGAACAGAUGGUACCCUAGAGGUUUGGGACCUCAGGGAUCAGCUGCAGAAACCAACAGCUCUUAGCGCAGUGUCUGCUACGCAGCUGACCUCUCUGGCCUUUCCUCAGUUGCAGCAACAAGGACCGCGGCAUCACCAACAUCCAAUCAGCUACGCUCGCAGCAAAUCAAGAAAGUUCACUAGGCAGCCUCCGAUAGUGGACGCAAUGACAAUAAGCAGUGAACCUAAUCCGACCCUUGCUUACCUAGCAAAUCCAGAUGAACUGAGCCAUAUUUCUGCAAUGCUUUUACGGGACGAUGGACGAGCGGAGUACCUGAACGAGAGGGAAGCUCUUCUUAAAAAGGCGCAAGAAGAGAAGCACAAGCGGCAAGUAGUUGAGAAGGAGUCAGAAGAGGUGGAGACUAUAUCCGAGGCUGAAGUAGAAAGCCUUGAGCUUGAAGCAAUGGAAGCUGAGUACAAAGCAAUGGAGGCGGCAUUCCUUAAGAACCAAUAA
This is a messenger RNA of Eimeria acervulina, 3015 nucleotides long. Its product is annotated as hypothtetical protein, conserved, putative. The record is from RefSeq and is a predicted model, not a curated record. Lineage: Eukaryota; Apicomplexa; Conoidasida; Eucoccidiorida; Eimeriidae. Gene Ontology annotation, molecular function: dynein heavy chain binding; dynein light chain binding. Bases 1 to 3015 code for a protein of 1004 amino acids. Gene Ontology annotation, biological process: cilium movement involved in cell motility; inner dynein arm assembly. The transcript is spliced from 16 exons. Gene Ontology annotation, cellular component: inner dynein arm.